Messenger RNA from Aphidius gifuensis, 1213 nucleotides. Its product is annotated as regucalcin-like. The transcript is spliced from 6 exons. The record is from RefSeq and is a predicted model, not a curated record. Gene Ontology annotation, molecular function: gluconolactonase activity; calcium ion binding. Gene Ontology annotation, biological process: L-ascorbic acid biosynthetic process. Lineage: Eukaryota; Metazoa; Arthropoda; Insecta; Hymenoptera; Braconidae. Bases 80 to 1087 code for a protein of 335 amino acids.
UUUUGUGCAACAAGCUUAAUUAAAAAUAUUGACUCCUUCAACUGAAGUAAACUUUCGACUAAUUUUAAUAUUUUUCACAAUGGCAAUUAAACUUGGAGUAAUUAAUUUAUUAAUUACUUUAUUGUCAUUGAUAAAUUACAUCGAGGCUUGUGACGAAGGACAAGAUGAACUAGUAAUAGAAAAAAUAUCAGGACCUUAUUAUUUAGCAGAAGCACCUCAUUGGGAUAUAACACAUCAAGUAUUAUAUUUUGUCGACAUUGACAAUUGUAAGUUUUAUCGUUACAAUCCAGCAACCAAUGAAACCACAGGCACUACCAUAAAAAAUGGAAAAGUCGGUGUUGUUGUUCCUGUAGCUGGAAAAAAUAAUACAUUUGUCGCAGGAAGUGGUACUGAUUUUGUUCAAGUUAUUUGGGAUCCUGAAACUGAUAAUGAUAAUCCAGGUAUCAGUGUGUUAUCAAGAGUUGAUGUUCAUACAAACGUAACGAGAUAUAACGAUGGAAAAGUUGAUCCAAAGGGACGUUUUUGGGCUGGAACAAUUGGUUCACGUACUUCAACAUUUUAUCCAAAUGCUGGUACACUUUAUAGAUUUGAAAAUGAUAGCAGUCCAGUGGGAAUACUUGGAGAAGCAGAUAUGAGCAAUGGCAUGGUUUGGAGUAAUGAUAACAAAACAUUUUAUUGGAUCGACUCAGGACCUCGUAAUGUUUAUGGUUUUGAUUAUGACAUGGAAUGUGGAACGAUCGAAAACAAAAGAGUUGUCUUUAGCUUUGAAGAAAAUAACCUACGUGGUAUUCCUGAUGGAAUGACCAUUGAUACUGAUGGAAAUCUUUGGAUAGCUUGCAACGCUGGUGGCAAACAGGUCAUACAGGUUGACCCAUGUUCUGGCGAAAUAUUGAGACGAGUUCCAAUGCCAGUUAAUUUAGUAUCAAGUGUUGCGUUUGGUGGACCUAAUCUUGAUAUUCUUUAUGUCACGACAACUAGAGAACAUUUGAAUGAAACAGAAAUUGAGAAACAACCAUUGUCUGGAUAUGUCUUUGCUGUUUAUGGACUUGGAGUCGUUGGAGUUCCUAUGCUGAACUAUCGUUAUUAAAAGUUAGUUUACUAUUUAAAAAAAAUGUUCUUUUUUUUGUUAUAAAAGUGAUAAGUUAUCACUUAUCACUGAUAACUAAGACUAUAUAUUUAUUUUAAAUUUGUACUGUUAUUUGAGAAUAAUUAA